This is a messenger RNA of Lachancea fermentati, 1857 nucleotides long. NCBI's taxonomy places the organism in Eukaryota, Fungi, Ascomycota, Saccharomycetes, Saccharomycetales, Saccharomycetaceae. The record is from the annotation of a GenBank genome assembly.
AUGGCGACUCGAGAAUCUAGUAGUGAAGACUCGCUGUUCUCUCCUAGUUCCACUUCUUCCAGCACAAUUACACAAUUUCACGGUGAUCAAGGUGAUCAACCGGCGCUCCAAAAGCCCUCCACUAACGGUGCCCAUAAUGUGCAACACGAAAGAACGAGGCCGAAGAACGGUGGUGACGGUGAUAUUGAAAAUCACCCCACAUCCAAUAGUGAUUUGAAAAAUGUGGACGCUCCGAAGCCUAAGAAACAACUCCUGAAGCUACUCAAUGAUGCCUACAAAUACUCGUCCUAUGUCGAAUAUAGUUUACCUACGAGCUUUCUGCGGUCGAGAGCAAAGCCAACAAACACAAAUGACGAUCAGGUACAGAUAAAUGAUGUUUCGUCCAAAGACGUAGAUAAUCGCCGUAAGAGAGCUGCCAAUGGCAAUGGAAGGGGUAACAAGAAGUUGGGUAUUAAAGAUGUAAGUGGGGCGGAAACACAGAAUCAUAAACCAAAAUACACCAGUUCCAACAACAUCACCGCCAAAGAGCGCAAGAGGAGGAAAGGUAUUCAAGAAUUGAAUUCAAAGGAAGGCAGAAAGAAGAAACUGCAUUUGUCAGAUGAAGAGAUAUUAAGGACCGCAGAGCCUGUGACUGAAAAAGCUGUUCAAGAGCAGCAGGAUGUGGAUGAACCUACACUAACUGAUCAAACCUCGGAAAUGAUUCCAUUACUCUAUGAUCUUUUCGAUUUCGAAUAUCUGGAAAAAACCACAAAAUAUGAUGGGACAAUUAGACCGUCCACGGUGUUAGACCAUCAUCAUCAUGUAAACGCCGAGCGAGUGAGACUGAAAUCUAUUCUUUUUCCAGAUUACGAGGAAGAAUAUGUGGUGGACUUCCGAGCGGAUAAUUCCAAAUAUAAUCCGAUGCUUGAAAUUGCAAAACUAAUUGAAAACACAGUCCGAGUAUACCUCCCGGCGAAGUACUUUGAAAACGCGAGGAAGACAAUCGUAAAACCUUUGAAUACUUCCUUCGACAAUGCUGAUCAAGAAACUUUCAUUAAGUGCGUCGUCGCUUAUAAUGAAUUCGUGAGUAAACUAUCUCGGCAAGAAAUCUUGGAGCAUUUAAGAACUGUUCGUGAAGUUCCCAGGGCAUUCUUCCACGAUUUAUUGCAUAUUGUUUACACAAGAGUCAUUCACCCGCAAGUCGGUAAACUGCGGAACUACGAAGCUUUCAGCAACUAUGUGUAUGGUGAACUUUUACCCAAUUUUCUUUCAAAAGUUUACACUCAGUGUGGACUUAAACCAGAUCACAUUUUCAUGGAUCUAGGUUCGGGUGUUGGUAAUUGCGUUAUACAGGCUGCUUUGGAAUUUGGAUGCACCCUCAGCUUCGGAUGCGAGAUCAUGCCUAAUGCCAGUUUGUUGACAGAAGCUCAAUGUGAAGAAUUGAAACAACGAUGUCGGCUUCUUGGUUUAAAUCUGCCUCCUCUCGAAUUUUCUCUGCGGAAGAGCUUUAUUGACAACAAACGUGUAAAUGAAUUACUUGCCAAAUGUGACGUUCUUCUAGUCAACAAUUUCAUCUUUGACGCUGAGAUGAAUAAACAUGUCGAAUCGAUAAUCCAAAACCUAAAGCCUGGAUGCAAGAUCAUCACGUUAAAGAACUUGAGACCACGAGGCUAUACCAUCAAUUUUGAUGACGUUGGGAACAUUCUGAAUCGUUUGCGAGUGCAACGAUUCGAUCUUGAAGAAGAAAGUGUGUCAUGGACACAUAGGGGCGGGGAGUACUUCAUAUCCACCGUUGAAGUUGACAUCGACGAAUCCAUAUUCACAACUUACUCUAAGGGCAGAGUAAGAACCAACAAAAGAGUGAAAUACACUCGAUAG